Molecule: messenger RNA, 2023 nt
Organism: Nematostella vectensis (starlet sea anemone)
Lineage: Eukaryota; Metazoa; Cnidaria; Anthozoa; Actiniaria; Edwardsiidae
Exons: 1
Coding region: 392-1117 (241 amino acids)
Source: RefSeq, a predicted model, not a curated record
AGUACUAUGCGCAAUCAAAUAUUGAUGAGCACGUACGGUUGCGUAGCCACAAGGUUGUGUGACAUCGUGACAAACAGAGUAACACUGGUCAAGUUAGCCAGAUGUGGGCGACGUUAGAUUGUGUUUACCGCGCUCACGAAGACUUCUUUUUCUUCCCUGCUCUCCCAAAUAUCCGAAUGAAAGUAUACUUUGGCCAUUUAGAGACCUGAGGAAAGGAAAAGAGAAACAGAGGUUGCCGGAGUGACAGUUCGGUUAUUUGCAUUUCGUUUAUAUCCGAUAAUUCAGUAGAUAGCACCUGUCGGGAGCCAGAACUAAAAAGCCGGCAUGGUAGCCUGUCAGUGGCUUUAAAUACAAGUGUUAUGAGCUCGGUGCUUGUUAGUUUGAAGCAGCCAUGGCGAGAGGAGUUGUGUACAUCUUGGUUAUUACCUCAACUCUGUGUUGCUGUGGGUCUGCACUAAAGAGGAAUUGCCUCGUCUAUAGCGACUGUGGCUUAGCGAAGAAAUGCUGCGAAAACGUAUGCCUAGCGCGGCUAAGCUGCGACGGCUCGUGCUCGGCUCAUAUGGAUUGUGAUCAGGAUUACGGUGAGGAAUGUAUUAAAAGUCGCUGUAGAUGCGUCCGUGAGCCGUGUAUCACCGAGCGCGGGGACAAACAAGAAUGCGACAGAGACGCGGAUUGCGCUGCAAACAAGACCUGCAUAAACAGUUUCUGCCAGACAAGAAAGACAUUUCCAGUUCGUGAUCCAAACUUCAGUCCUGCAGUCCUAGGCGUCGUUGCUACAGUCGGACUGGUGAUGUUUGCUGGCGCGUUUUACUGCUGUCUUAGAAAACAGCACACAUCGCGUCCGUCUUUAGCGGCUAAGGAAGCGCAUGUUCGCGCAAUAGAACGCUCUAAAUCUACGCUGAAUGAUUACGACGAAACCUCGGAAAGGAGAAAUGCUGAUAGAAAUUCUGAAAAGUCGCUGUUUGGGCAAACAAACGGCUCCAAUGAACCGUUACGAUGUGAGCACGCAAGAAGGCAGGAAGCUAUACACAAAAGGCCCAGCUCUGGUUUGGUAGGUAGCCUAGACUUGUCGGCGAUCAUGGAAGAGGAGGAAAUUAGUGAAGUUACCGUGACAUAAUCAGCCAAACCGAGAUUAUUUUGACGCACGGCUAGAACCAGCUAAAGUACUCUAGCAAAUUUUAACACAAAGAAAAUAUCUGCUCGGCGGGCAAGCACGAGUAAUCAGCGAUGCUAUCUCUUAUAGAGUCGUCUGCACAAAGUGGAAUAGCUUACGCAGCACGCAGUCGAACGCGUCGAAGACCGUGCGCAAUUCAAAAGGCAAGCUUCACAAGCACUACAUAUCAAAACAGAGACCCAGCUGCUACACGUACCACUAAACUGCGAUUAGAAAUUCAGAUUUUCGCUCCAGACGUUAUCGCGCUAGAUUACCUCCGCAAAAAUUCUAAAACAGAAGUGAGGUUAGACAGAAGUAGAAAGAAUGUUUAUUUUUGGGAAAUUUCACUCAUUCUUUGGCGAUAAACCAGUAUACUUAUCGCCGGAUAUAGGUCUCUUGAGCGCGAGUCUUUGACAGAUGCGUAAUCGUCAUUCGGUAUUGAGCCAGGAUGGACUGUAAAUUGCUAAGCAGAAUCGCACGUGUGAAAAUCCACAAAAUGAACUAGCUAGUGUAGAUAUGAUAUUAAACUUAUACAAAUAACCUGUGGCUGUUAGCUACCUAGCUAGCAAACAAACAGAAAAAAGGCCAAGAUAAGCGAAUUCUAAUAUGAUUAACAUUUUGUAAAUGCUGUUGUUUGUGUGUCUCACAGUGCAAGGUUAUCAAGCUAAAUGAAUAUCCAUAGUACGAAAAAAGAUAAACAUUUGACAUUCAAUUGAAUAGAAAAGCUAUUUUUGUUGAGGCGAACCAUGCGAAGUUUGUCAAGAAUAUUUAUGAUUUAGUGUCCCAAUUUAAUAUUGUAAAAGUCUUCGUGUAAUUAUCUUAAAAAGAAUACCUUUAUUUUUUAUUAAAAUGCCAAAUUUUCACACUCUA